CUUUUUAAUAUUUAUGAGCCGGAAGACGAUCCGGUUUGAGUAGAUUACCCAAGAUGCUCGGCGUGCUUGUAGCAGGGGGGAAUGCGUGACAAUGGCAACAAAUACUACAGCAAAUAACCCAUCUUUCGAUUGUCCAUCAUGGGCAGGGAAGCCUCCAGCGGGACUGCAUUUGGACGUGGUGAAAGGAGACAAGCUAGUCGAGAAACUGAUCAUCGAUGAGAAGAAGUAUUACUUGUUCGGGAGGAACCCGGACGUCUGUGACUUCACCAUCGAUCAUCAGUCGUGCUCUCGGGUGCACGCGGCCCUCGUCUACCACAGGCAUCUGAAAAGAGUGUUUCUCAUCGACCUCAACAGCACACAUGGCACGUUCCUCGGACACAUUCGCCUGGAGCCCCACAAGCCCCAGCAGGUUCCCAUCGACUCCACCAUGUCGUUCGGCGCUUCCACGCGCGUUUACACCAUUCGGGAGAAACCUCAGAGUCAGCCGGGCUCCGGCGUAGGGGACAGUAAAACCGGGGACGAAGAGGAGCUGAAGGGUCUUCUGGGACUUCCAGAGGAAGAAACUGAGCUGGAGAACCUGACUGAGUUCAACACCGCUCAUAACAAGCGCAUCUCCACCCUCACCAUAGAGGAGGGCAACCUGGAUAUUCAGAGACCCAAGAGAAAAAGGAAGAGCUCCAGAGUGACCUUCAAUGAAGACGAUGAGAUCAUUAACCCAGAGGACAUCGACCCCUCUGUCGGACGUUUCAGAAACAUGGUCACAACAGCCGUGGUUCCCAUUAAGAAGAAGAAAAUGGGCGGAGGCAACGCGCUGGGAAUCGAGGAAACCAUGACGCGACACAUGCACACGUUCCCUUUGCAAGGUGGACUCUACAGAGACCUCCCCCCGGCCAGUCACGAAGCUCAGUCCCCGGGAGCUCCCGGCGGAGCCACCAUCCUGGGAGGACUGCCGCUGCCGCUGCCCAACCCGGCCCCGGACGUAGACCUGGCCCAGGAGGCCCCGCCGCCUCCGCUCGUGCUCAACCCCACGCCGCUACCCGGCCCCUACGCCGCCGACCCGCUCAGUGAACCCCGCAAGAAGAAGUACGCUAAAGAGGCGUGGCCCGGCAAGAAGCCCACGCCGUCUCUGCUCAUCUAGCCGCGUGUCGACACGCCACUCUCCUACGCUCACGAACUCUGUCUUGAAGCGUCUGGCAAACGGACUUGAUCUCUCUCUACAAGAAUCCGAUUCGAUGCGAGAAAUUAGUUUUAAAAGAUGACCUCGGCUCGCUCUCGUGUCACUCCAGGCGUGUAGUACUUACAGAACGCUACUUCCUCAAACGGAUUCAAUUGGUCCCAAUCGUUCGUUUUUGUUUUGUGCUGCUUGCACGUGAUGCGCCGUUUCGUAGGAACCUUGCAAUGACGUGAGGGUGAGCGAACGAUUCAACGCGCUUCGAACGAUUUGAAAUGCCAGCUUGAAAGUGAGAGCCUGAUGAAAAACAAACACAAGUGCAUAACCAGAUCCAGCAGAAUAUCACGUUUAGCCCAAGAUGGCGGGGAGGAGGGGUUAACUUCUACAGUGUUUUUAUGUAAAAUGUUCUCGAAAACGUACCACUAGGCAGCAAGUUGUUUCAAACUAGCUGUUUGGCCACGCUUUUAGGAGCAUCGUCAAUCCAGAUGAUCACUUCGGUUUCAAAACCAAGGAAAUUCUUCAAUAUCGUAACGCUUUACCGUGUGAAGAUCUGUUUUUUUCUCUCUGUGGUUUCACACUCUAUUAGUUUCAUACCCGUUCCCCUUUAAUCCACGAAGCGAGGGCAGAGGUGUUCGCAGUGAACUGUUCGCUGACGGUUCAUCAGGGCUCAAUGUAUACGGUCUUCACUGUUAAAGAAAAAACUGUUUUCUACUCCUGUUCUGUUUGGUACAUUUGAUGUUUGUACAUAUCAUUCACAAUAAAAGCCAGUGUAUUUUUAUAUAUUUAAACUGAUGCCGGUUUAAGUCUUUACCUUUUGAAUAGAGGUUCCUGUUUCGUAUUCGUGACCGAGCUGUUCAUUUUCUCCACAACUGGUUUGAUGUCAAGAUGUCAGCAGUCAUGUGACUUGGGGUUUUUUGGUUCAACACCAUGACGCUGAUUAUCAGAAGUCGUCCGUUCUGGCCUUUCAUUGCUACAGCAUGCCUUCACAAAAAGUCACCUUCCUGAGAUACGCCGCCGCAAGCGGAAAAAGCGGUUUGGGAUACCCGUGAUGAAUUACCUUUAACAGUUAAACUCGACUGUGACCGUGUCAACGAAGAAAACCUUUCCCGUGUCACUUCCUGUUAAUCAGCACGCUCUAUUUCUGGAUACUGAUGUCAAACCUGCGUUCGGUGGCUUUGGUUUGUCUGACUAGACGUGUUUUCCCGAAAUAAAAUGCUUAUUUUUUUGUC
Molecule: messenger RNA, 2400 nt
Organism: Puntigrus tetrazona (Sumatra barb)
Lineage: Eukaryota; Metazoa; Chordata; Actinopteri; Cypriniformes; Cyprinidae
Gene: ppp1r8b
Product: protein phosphatase 1, regulatory subunit 8b
Exons: 7
Coding region: 92-1138 (348 amino acids)
Cellular component (GO): nuclear speck
Molecular function (GO): mRNA binding; protein serine/threonine phosphatase inhibitor activity; protein binding
Source: RefSeq, a predicted model, not a curated record